AUGUAUCAUAUCGCGAUCCUAUGGCUUUCGUACAAUAGCAAGAUUCAAGUAACAGCUUAUGGGAUAGUUACUACGCGCUGGUGUUUUUGUUUUUGUUUUUUUGUGUUUGUCUCGAGUGUAUUUGAGUGGCUGGUUGGCUGGCUGUUAGGGCUACAUUCUUGGCUUUUGUUGGAUAUGGUAUGGACUUCGAUUCACUUCAGCGCGGAUAGGUUUGUACUUCAGCUUGAGAUGACGGGAAGGAAGGGUUUGAAAGGGCCAAGUCGAGAUGUUACGCUCCCAGGACAUAUCGAAUUGAAUGAAUUUCUGGGGAAAAUGCUAAGGCCCGGGGCUGAUUUACUGUUACUUGUGAUAGAUAGAUCCCUUGGGCGCGGACAUCCCGGAGAUGUUUUCAACGGCUCAACCCUCGAACGGCCUAGUUUUAAAUGGCUUGGUCUUUCUAAUGGCCUGGCUUUGAACGGCCUGGCUUUGAACGGCCUGGUGUCCUUAAUUUGGUUCGACGUGGCGACGCUGGCCGCGGACAACAUCAACUUAAGACUGGCAAUAUUAACUUCCAAUAUAACUCUCCACCGGCGAUGUCUCGCAAAAUACCGAAGUUCGAAACCGAAGCUCGAAAUGAACCACGUGAUUUUAUGGAGCCGGUAUAUCUAG
Molecule: messenger RNA, 648 nt
Organism: Morchella importuna
Lineage: Eukaryota; Fungi; Ascomycota; Pezizomycetes; Pezizales; Morchellaceae
Exons: 9
Coding region: 1-648 (215 amino acids)
Source: RefSeq, a predicted model, not a curated record